AUGAAUGUGGUGAUUGCGGCAACGUUCUUCAGUGUUUUGGCCAGAUUCACGCGCAAUUGCAAGGCUUUCCUGGGAUUCUCUUGGCAUCUUAGCUUCGAAGGAAUUCUGGUCUCCGGGCCUUCCUCGAAUGGCUGCACUGAAGAGCACGCAUUCAGGCUUAUCAUCACAAGCGUAACAGUAUGCUUAGAUUCAAAUGCUCAACCGUCCUCUUUCAAGAUGGGAAUGUGA
Boeremia exigua is the source of this 228-nucleotide messenger RNA. RefSeq lists its product as uncharacterized. The coding region runs from base 1 to 228 and encodes 75 amino acids. The transcript has a single exon. The record is from RefSeq and is a predicted model, not a curated record. NCBI's taxonomy places the organism in Eukaryota, Fungi, Ascomycota, Dothideomycetes, Pleosporales, Didymellaceae.